Mucor velutinosus is the source of this 4050-nucleotide messenger RNA. It is a transcript of the gene MCM10, whose product is annotated as minichromosome maintenance- protein. The record is from RefSeq and is a predicted model, not a curated record. The transcript has a single exon. Gene Ontology annotation, molecular function: protein binding. NCBI's taxonomy places the organism in Eukaryota, Fungi, Mucoromycota, Mucoromycetes, Mucorales, Mucoraceae. The coding region runs from base 1 to 4050 and encodes 1349 amino acids.
AUGUCAAAAGAGCAUCUGCAUCGACAAGACAUCAGUUUGACCAGCAUUUAUCGAGCAGCACAACAGCCCACUGCGUCAUCAUCCGCUCGAUUCUUCAACCAACGCCUCAAAAAAGCCUCGACAAAGGAAAUUGAUUAUACUCUGAGAAAGCUGCUAAGUUAUGUCAAGCACAACAAUGAGCAAUGGCCGCAAAAACGACUUGUACGUUGUUUGGAUUGCAUCUACAUACAUGCCGUCAAGCCACAUUUAGAGGAACGAGCUCAAUUGCCAUCAUUCAAGGCGAGCGUGCGAUGGACAGCAGCUAUGCUGGCAGAUACAGCCACUGAGAACAACAGCAACGACGAUCAAGUGUCUCAGCAAAUUCAGUGUGCCACUAAAUUUAUGUGUGGGUUAUUGGAGGACAUGGCUGCUGUUGCUACACAACUAUCGUCUGACGCUGAAGCAGCAGCCACCACGAUAAUAGCAGAGAUCAGACAUAAACACGGUGUCAAGUCGUUGCUGGCGAGGACGCAUGAUUGUCCAUUGCCGAUCCGUAUUUACAGUGUUCGUGCACUUACCUCACAAAUCAAGUAUUUUGCCAAGGACAUGAUCGCCUUGAAUGCCUAUGUGACGCUAUCGCAGUCUUUGAACAAUAUACCCAACUUGCUGCAUGUCCUGUCCUUGAAACCACCAGCGACGGAUGCAGCACAACAACGCAAUGAGCUGGAUCAAUGCGUCAUGGUAUGUCGGCUAUUGGAGUCUCUUUUCAAAUACGAACUUCCCUCGCAAUCAUCACCAGCCCGACAACAGUUUGCAGCGUCUGACGCAUUUCACCAACUGCUGUCUGUGUGGCAAGCAGCAUGUCACCAUGAUUAUGCAUCUCUCAUGGAUGAUGCCACUGCUACGACUGCCACUGUCAGCAUUAAGUGUCAACGUGUGCUGGUCUAUUCACUGACUAGCAUUGUACAGAAAUGCAUCGCCUCAUCCACAUCAGCAUCCGGACUCAUCGCAGAGGAGACAUCAAGAGCGAAAUGGCAGCCUCUGCUAGCGCUGUGCAUGCAACGAUGGAUCCGUGGCACAUGCUGCACAAUGAACAAGGCCAUUUUUACGUCAGCCAUGCUGGAUCAGGACAAGAGCAUCAUGAAGAAGCUGGUACAAAUCUCGCUGGAUAUCCUGCCGGUACUGAAGCAGUACAACUACUGGCUUGACUAUGUGGACCAAGCUGUAUGUGAUCUGACUAACUUUUUCAUGGCCUACGUAUCUCAACCCAUCUUACCAGAACAAGCCAGUCUAGUAGGCACACAGUCGACGCUUUUGCACACCAACCUAUGCAUUGACGUUGAAGAAAGAGGCUAUCAGAUUGAUGGUGUCAUGCUCAACCAGCACCAAGACUUGUUUGUGUUGCUGCUCGAGUCGUUCAUCCAACAUGUGCAACUGGCCACGCCGUCCUUUGUCAAGAUGAUUUCUGGUCGGGUUGCCUGGUGUCUGAAAUCCAUACUGACCAUACUCUUGAAUGCAAAUCAACUAGAAACGUCUGCCUUGCGAUCCAGGAUACUCAAGCUGAUUGUCUUCUUCUUGCACUAUGAUGAUGCCAUCCACAGUUUUGCUACGUCCUCCACCAACAUCGCAUCGCUGGUAUGGGGACCCACGAUCGAUACUGCUAAACAAGGCUUACUGACAGCAGUAUCAUUAUCGAAAUCACAAGAUUUGACAGCUGAACAAUCCGUUACCAUUUACAAAGCCAAGCGAGCGUUUGUGUCGUUGGCAAUGAUAUCCAAACAUCCACGCGCUUGCGAAAGACUGGUCGACUCUCAAGUACUGCAACUGGUCGAUGUGUCUUUGAUUCCUCGAGGCGAUAUUAUAGAGAAAACAGCCCCUCUGCUCGCUGUGUAUGCGCUGUUUGGCCAAUUCAUUGCUGCUCUUUCUCGUCGCACUGCCUUUGUGAGGACCAAGUUGCGAGACGAAUGUAACUUGAUUCCCAUGAUUAUGAAACUGCUGCAAGAAGCUGUUCAGUUGAAAGAGGUCAAGCGAGACAUGACUUGCACAGUAUCCAAAGACAACAACCAAGAUGCCAUUUUCAAGGGCUGGAAUCACGUCAUUGCUAGCUGUCUGAUGGUGAUAAGCACUUUUCAGUAUGACGAGCCUUCCAUGCGGAUGUGGCUCUCUUGGGACAACAGCUUAGAACUACAACCUAUCAAUGAUGAUGUAUGCGCCAAACGAGACCAGGACAUGAAGAUGGAGGAUGAUAUUAUGAUAAAGCAAGAAAGUAGAGAUGCAGGCGACAUGACAAAGCUGAUGGAAGAGUACACUGUAGCAGCAAAUACACCCAAACGACUGUCCAUUCUGCCUAUUCUUUUAUCUGUCUUGUUUCCUUGGAGGAACCAUACUGACAAGAGAGUCAAUUUUGCAGAGAUCAAUACGUUCUUAAAAUCAGAUCUCCAGGUCAUCCUGCUUGCAUCCCAGUUAUUGGAUCAGCUGUCAGUAAUUCCAAUCUGCGGCCGACAAAUGAUUGUAGACCCAACAGCACUGCACAACCUUUGUAGCUUGAUGAUAUGCCUCACAGCAGCAUACUGCCCAGAUCAACCCGAGUGCAUGUACAAGCUGAUGACAACGACGGUUGGUAACGAUGUAAACGGUACGACCGCCCUAUUAUCCAUGCAAGACGGCGACAUGAUUGAAAAACUGGUGCCCCUGUCUACUGAACCAGUGCAAGACGCAGAAAUGACUGAGGCACACCAUGACACCAUACUUGACAAUGUCCCUUUAGACCUCGAUAGCCAUCAGGAAGCAAUGCAGCGCCAAGAAGAAGCACCCAAUCUCUGCUGUGCUGAGCAUUUACGCCGUGCCGCUGUGCGCAUGCUCAUCACACACGAUAACAUUCAGUUCACCAUGCUGAGCGAUGCAUUUACGUCCUUCUUCCAGCCUGUAUUGCAGCAUCCUGUUCGAGGCACAUCGCACGAGUACUGGCGAAGAUUGGUGUGCGAUGAUCUGUUUGAAAAGAAGAUCAAUGAUUUCCUGAGCCUGCUUCGUUUUACAGAAACAGCGGACAACGCCAUCAAGUUGCACGAAAUGGCUGCAAUUGCUGUAGGUUAUGCUGCUAUGGGAGCUCCCUCUGAAUUGGAAUGGAAUCAGAGCCUUGGUCUGGUAACUUUGGAUGGCUGCGUUGUCAGUAGCAAGCAGCCUUUUGGUAUUUUCUGUCAAAUGUUGGUGUACGAACUCGAGUACGACGACGAGGAAGAGGAGCUGGUAAAGAAGGAGGAGCUCGACGAUACACAACAAGCGGAUGCGCUACUCAGUAUGAUUACACCCUUUCGUCGACACGCUGCGGCUCAAGUUUUGGAGACACUGGCUUUGGAGUUUGAAGUCAUUUGGAAGGUAGAGACAGAAUCCAUACGAGAACACAUCACCUUACCACAGCACAUGCCGCUGGACCAACCUGCUGAAAUUAUCACCUUUGUCACAGACGAUGCCACACCUACCAUGCCCAAGAUAUCGGGUAAUCGACAAUUGCUUCGCGCGCGUUCGCCUAUUUUUGACGCAUUGCUCAGUACAGACUACGCCGAAUCCAAGCUGGCGGCCAUUCCUCUCCAUGAUGUAACGUUCCACAGUUUGGAGUUAUUUAUUAGCGUCAUUCACCAAUUAAACGACAAGGCCGAGAUGACAAGAGGCCAUUUAGUGGAUAAAGUUUUAGCACCAUCGACGUCCUGGAAUGACAUUGUCGAUCUAUUGCUUAUAUCAGAUCGGUUCGGAUCUACUGUAGUCAAGAGUCUAUGUGAGCAUUGGAUUUUGGAGCAAGUCAAGCAUAUCAGCAGCAAUGCUCGAAGCCGCUUCGUUUGCUUGGAGGGCAUGGUUGGACUGUAUCGUCAAUGUUGUGACCUCAUGGAGAAAGAUGGUGGUAUCAUUUCGGAUACCUGGCCGUUUGCCACUAUUCUGAGAGAGGUGCUCAAGACAACCCUGCAGUACAUGUCUGAAUCUUGCCAGACAGCCAGCUUUAUACAGAUGAUCAAGGACAGGCACGUCGAGGAACUGGAUGUGUUUUGUAAUGGUCUCGCUUACUUAUUACAGAAAUAA